UCAGGCAGUUCACCAUCAGUACAGGGGCGUGGUCAUAUUUACAUAUUCAUGAGAACCCACCAGCCAGUAGUUUAAUAAAUCUAUUUAAUGGGGAUGUACUUUUAAAAAGAUUUUUAUUUUAUUUAAAAUCAUUAUAUCUUGUCAAAUUGUACAGUUUCCAAAUAUAACUCUAGAGACUGUUUCUUUCUUUUACAGUAUUUUCAUUUUGCUGUUUUUAUUUCUUUUUGAAAAAACAUCCACAUUUUUACUCAUAUUCUUUAUUCCUUUAUUGUAUUUUCCAAAUUUUGGAAAAUAAUUGUUCAAUUUGACAGUAAACACUGGGAAGUAGUUGGUUAAAUCGUUUUUAAAUAGAUUUCGGUCUGAUUUGUAAUUUAUCUGAAAAAUGUAUAAAAUGUUUAAAUGCAGACACCAGAUUGUUCUCUCUGAGCUGCAAAAAUAUUCCGUCAUAUCCAAUAUACAGGUAAAAAGUGUGUUUUAAUUUUGUGACUCGGGCGCCACCUACAGGCUGAGCUCAGCCUCAUAGUUGCAGAAGGUAAAUUCCUGCAGAUCUCUUCUCUCUUGGCCAUGCUGCACCGUCACACUCAGCUCUUAACCUACUGUCUUUAACACACACACACACACACACACACACACACACAGGCAGGUGGAAGACGUUUGUGUAUUUAAUUAUAAGAAUAAACAGUUAAAUAAUGCUGAAAGAGGGGGAUCAGGAUCUGACUGAGAGUUAAUACACUUUCCAAAUCAGAAUCACUUUCAUUAUUAAAAUAAUUCACAGCACUGUAAUAAACUCAGAUUCUCUCUGUACACAGUCAUUUCUUUAUUUUGAUGUAAACAUAAACAGAAAAAUAACUAAACUCUGAAACACAGCAGAUUUCAAUCCUCCUCUUUCAUUUCUACCUCAUUUAAAGUGCUUGAUUUGUAUUUCUAUAACAUUCAAAUGGCUACAUUUUUAAACACCGCAUAGCCCUGUGUGUGUGUGUGUGUGUGUGUGUGUGUGUGUGUGUGUGUGUGUGUGUGUGUGUGUGUGUGUGUGUGUGUGUGUGUGUGUGAGAAUCUACGCUUCAGUCUGCAGAAGGUGAGAAAGAAAAGAUUAAUGAAGUGAUCCGUUAUAACAUCCGUCUUCUGGUCCUCGGUAUGGAUCUGUCUGAGAUAAGGGGUCGACUGCAGGUGAUCACAGAGGAAAUCACAGCGAGUGAGGGAGAGGAAGAGAAUGAAGAAGCAGAGGAGGACGAGUUUGUGAUGGUGAGAAACAGGAACCUGUCCUCAGACCCCAGUGAACCUCCUGAUGCCUGGUGUAGUGACUGCAGAGUCCCAACACACUCGAAACCCAGAGAACACACACACACUCGGCACAGAGUCGUCUCUCUCAGCAACGCCACUCAGGAGAUCAAGAGUGAACUCAGUAAGUGCAGCAGCAGUCUAGCAGAAAAGAUCACACAGAUGGACAACUUUAUUAGUAACCUGGAGGAGAUCUUCAUCACUGUGGAGGAAAAUUUUGGGCGUCAGGAGCAGAAUCUGGAGCAGCACUAUAACGACGUUCUGCAGUCUCUGUCUCAGCGUUUUAAAGAAAACAGCGCCGCCCUGCUGGAUGAGAAGAAGCUGAAACUGGAGACUCUUUACGGGCAGCUGCUGAACUGUGGUGAUGUGCUGACAGCAAGUAAAGAGCUGAUCGAACAUGCACAAGAACUGCACCGCUGCGAUAACAAACACGCCUUCCUACAGACUGUAAUCCCCGUUAUUAAGAGGAUGGAGGAGUUUCCACAGGAUGAGCUGGAGCUGAAGGUGGGCGUGUCUCUGGACUUCGCCCCGCCUUCUUCUGACUUGACUGAAGUUAAACACAUGAUGGACUCCAUUAAUGCUCUACCAGCUCCCUCAGCCCCGGUGAUGAACCCCCAGGUGGCGAUCUCCGCCUCACCCUCGUCUCUGCGUGUGUGCUGGAGUUUGUUCUCAGACGAUACGGUGGAUUUCUAUGAACUUUACCGCCGUCAGAUCUUUGAGGACAUCAACAUCGAAACCCUGCAGGAUGCCUCAGUGUUGAGAGUGAAGGAGACUCAUUGUGUGGUAAAGGAUCUUCUUCCUAAUUCUCAGUAUGAGUUCUGGGUCACGGCAACAAACACAACAGGAAUUAGUCCAGCCAGUGAGAAAGCUGUUUACAUGACGGUCCCCUCUCCACCUGUGAUUAAAGAGCACGAGUGUGUGAGCUGUUUGGAAGCGGCCCUGAUCCGGUGGGACUCUGGAAACACAAACCCUGUAGAGUCAUACACACUCGAGCUGUAUGAAGAUGGAGAGACGGACAACGCAGUGACUGAGUCGAUUGUUGCGAUCCCCACCUGUGAGUGUGUAGUGCAGCUGCAGCCGUGGAAGCGUUACAUCAUUGCGGUGCGAGCGGUGAACAUCGCCGGUGCCAGUGAAAAAAGCCAACCAAUGAAAAUCUCCACUACAGGUACUUUUUUCCACCUGCUGAAGGAAACAGCUCACCCAAGCCUUUGUGUAUUGGAUGACGGUUUCACCAUCAUUUACCCUGAUAAGGACCUCUCUCUGAGUGACAUGGUGUUCAGUGACACCACCUUCAACAGUUGUGUAGCCGUGCUUGGUGACCUCAUUCCUGUUCGGGGACGUCACUACUGGGAGGUAGAAUUCGAUGAUUGGACAGAAUAUAGAGUGGGCGUGGCCUAUGAGGACACACAGCGCAGCUCAUAUUUGGGUGCAAAUGCUACAUCCUGGUGCAUGAGACACAUUCGCACACCCUCCAGACACAAGUACGAGUUCCUGCAUAACGGCUGGAGUGCAGAUGUUCGCAUCACAGUGCAGCCGCUGUGCGUCGGUGUGUUUUUGGAUUACGACAGUGGCACGCUUUCCUUCUACAACACACACCUGCAGCAGCACCUACACACCUUCAGGUGCUGCUUUACACAAAACGUGCUGCCCUGCUUCGCCCUGGAUAAACCUGGAACCCUGAGAAUACACACCGGGGUUCCUACACCAUCCUACAUCACACACACUCAGGCAUGAAACACACACAUCUAGUGUAACAGAGUCUCUUACCCCAGAAUAUUAUAUUGAUUUCAUGGUGUGUGUGUGUGUGUGUGUGUGUGUGUGUGUGUGUGUGUGUGUUAAAUGAUGUUCACCCCAUUUGUGUCUCUGAAGCCAAAAUAAAAAAAGAUGAAUAACAAGUAAAUGAAAUGCAUUAAACUCAUUAAAGUUCAUGUGAGUCAGACUUCAGCUCCAGGUUCUCUGUCACCCUGAGAAGGUUAAUGAGAGUAAAUCAGUGACGAUGGAGAGAUGAACGAACACACAAAUGAAAGUUUUACAUCAAUCACCUUAAAAAAAAGGUUUAUAUCCAGGAGGUGAUAAUGAGUCCCUUAUUACAAGUGUACAGUCAGAAAUAUUUACUAUGCAUAGAAAUAAACCUGAUAUUUUAUACCUGUUUAAUAAGAUAUAAAAAUACAAAAUUACACAGU
Molecule: messenger RNA, 3461 nt
Organism: Silurus meridionalis
Lineage: Eukaryota; Metazoa; Chordata; Actinopteri; Siluriformes; Siluridae
Product: fibronectin type III and SPRY domain-containing protein 2
Exons: 14
Coding region: 1135-3012 (625 amino acids)
Molecular function (GO): protein binding
Source: RefSeq, a predicted model, not a curated record